Messenger RNA from Amyelois transitella, 5695 nucleotides. It is a transcript of the gene Slik, whose product is annotated as serine/threonine-protein kinase 10. The transcript has 26 exons. Gene Ontology annotation, molecular function: ATP binding; protein serine/threonine kinase activity. Gene Ontology annotation, biological process: protein phosphorylation. NCBI's taxonomy places the organism in Eukaryota, Metazoa, Arthropoda, Insecta, Lepidoptera, Pyralidae. The coding region runs from base 277 to 4485 and encodes 1402 amino acids. The record is from RefSeq and is a predicted model, not a curated record.
UCAAAAUGGCGACUUUCACGGGGUAGCCCAUAUCCGCCGCAUACUGUAUCGUUUUGGUCAAUAUUUUCAGUGACUUUUGGAUUGUGUUUAUUCAGUUUUGUGAACAAUCAUUCAGUGUUACAGUGGAAUUUUUACACCGAUUCUUCAUUACCAGCCGUGUGGAAUACUUUGAUACGAGUUUUUGCAAAGCGAUGCGCCGUGCGGCCGCCGUGUGACGACGAUGUGCAAUGACGGCUGAGGGCGCCGCGCGUCGAACACGGCGCGCCACAACGCAACAUGUCGUUUUUUAAUAACCUUAAGAAGGUCCUGCACCUAGGCAGCGGCCAUGACGCGAAGAAGAAGAAGGUAUUCGCGAACAUUCGCGACAACUGCGACCCGGCCGAGAACUGGGACAUGAUCGGGGAGCUGGGCGAUGGCGCUUUCGGAAAGGUGUACAAAGCCCAGCACAAGACAACCGGCCAGCUGGCCGCGGCCAAGAUGUGCGUUCUGGACAACGAGGAUGACCUCGCCGACUUCACGGUGGAGAUUGACAUCCUGUCGGAGUGCCGGCACCCCAACGUGGUGGAGUUGCACGAGGCGUACUUCAUUGACAACAAGUUGUGGAUGUUAUUGGAGUAUUGCGACGGUGGCGCCCUCGACUCGGUAAUGGCGGAACUAGAGAAAGGUCUGAACGAGCCGCAGAUCGCGUACGUCUGUCGGGAAAUGUGCAGGGGCCUGGAGUUCCUACACUCGCAGAAGGUGAUCCACCGCGACCUGAAGGCCGGCAACGUGCUGGCCACCAUGAGCGGCGGGGUCAAACUGGCUGAUUUCGGCGUAUCGGCAAAGAACAAGUCCACUUUGCAGAAACACGACACGUUCAUUGGCACUCCGUACUGGAUGGCGCCGGAGGUGGUGCUGUGCGAGACGUUCAGAGACAAUCCGUACGAUUUCAAGGUGGACAUAUGGUCGCUAGGCAUUACCCUGAUAGAGUUCGCACAGAUUGAACCCCCCAACCACGAGAUGACUCCGAUGAGGGUCCUGCUCAAGAUACAGAAGAGUGACCCGCCGUGCUUGGAGCAACCGUCCAAUUGGAGCAGAUGUUUCAAUGAUUUCAUCGCUAAAGCUUUAGUCAAGGACCCGGAGAAGAGGCCCACGGCGUCGGAGCUCCUCAAACACGAGUUCGUGCAAGGCGACCAGGACGCGAAGCCGCUCAGGGAGCUGCUGCUGGAGUACAGGGCCGAGGUCGUGGAGGAGGAGCUGCUGGACGACGAGUGCGAGGAUCACCGCAGUUCCCAGAUGCAUAUGGAGAUGGAAGAUGACUCCACCUCAGUCAGGUCCGGGGAGACGCCAGACGUCAAGAUGUCGGAGCCGCCUGCCCCGGCCGCCCCCGCGCCCCCCGCCGCCCCCGCGCCCGCCGCGGCCGCCAAGCGCGCCCGAGGCGAGGACUCCGGGCCCGCUGACAGGAAGGCGCCGGCGCCAAAGAAAGAGAAAGGCCCCGCGCCGCCUCCCCCCGCCUCGCCCCCCGCCUCCCCCGCGCUGCCCCCCGCCGGCGCCGCAUCCGCUCCGAGCGCCGCCAGCCUCGCUACGAGCGUCACAAGCGUCGUCACGAGCGUAACCAGCGUCACCACGAGCGUUUCGAGCGUUACCACGAGCGUAACCAGCGUCACCACGAGCGUGACAAGCGUUACCACGAGCGUGACAAGCGUUACCACGAGCAAAAAGCCGCCCGCGCCCCCGCCGCCGCACGCCGUAGGGAAACUCAUUGUGGACCAGGUAUGCCGCGACGCGGAGAAGGCCGUAGAGAACAACAAACACACAGACAAGACGACGGACAAAAAACCAAAGCCAACCGCGGUGGUGACCAACGAUGUUACCACCACAACUCCAUCCCCAGAACUGGUUAAAGACAAGAGAAACUCCAUCAUCGACAAAACAGAAGAUAGACUUGACAGAGCGGAGAAGAACGACAAAGUGACAGAAAUAAGAAUUGAAUCCAACGACAACUCUGUAGCUAUAGUUGAUAAUAAGAAAACUGAGAUUAUUAAUUUGGUGGCGGAUAGAAGGAGAUCGCUCGAGGAGAAGUUCAAUAAUAACGUUGAGAGGCACAGGAGUUCCAUUGAGAGCAAAAUGUCCGUGGAAGAUAGAGUUGAGAAGAGAUUGGAAGACGCCAGGAAUUUGGUUAUAGUCGAGAAGAACAACGUAGGAGUGGAGAUUGAGAACGAUAAGAGGUGUUCGGUUAGUGAGCGUGUUGAGAAAAUCGAGGAGUGUGUCAGUGACGGUGUCAAAGUGAACGUGGAAGUGAAUAGGAUAGGCAGUAGAGACGAGAGGAGUAGGAGAUCGCAGCAGAAUCUGGUAGAGAUCAGGCCUGUCACGCCAACUAAGGACUUCGCGCCGCUACCACCCACCCAACUAGUGGUAGUCCCCACCACGGUGGUCCCGCUGGAACCCCGCGCGGUUGUGGUGGAGGCGGGAAUCGAACCCAACUCCCUCGCCGCGUCGCCGGCCGGUCUUGUCACUUUAACCACUACACAUCCGCCGGUGCUUAAUCUUAAUAGAGACCUACCCCCCAACGCGGUGACGAUAUCAACAACGCCGCCGAUAGACGAGGUGGUGAUCGUGGGCGCCGCUUCCUCCUCCGACGACGACUGCUUCGCGCCGUCCUCGCUAGACUCGCUCGACACCGCGGCUUCUUACACAGAGAAACGCGGCCGCCGCCUCGACAGCAGCGAAGUUCUGAUCCUGAGCCCCACGCACGCCGACUCGGGCGUGUUCGACGAUAGCGUACACAAUGUGCUCAGUUUGGACACGUCUCACGUGUCAGUGGUGACUGUCGGCAAUGAGGAGGUGCGAGUGUUGGACUCGGCCGCGCGAGAGAACCCGCGCGCGCACACGAGGCUCAGUCCGGACAGUUUUGCGCAGCGCUCGCAGAGCGACAGCGGCUCGCUGUCGUCGUCGUCGCGCACGGCCUGCGCCGACGCCGACUCGCUCGCCGCCGAGGACGCGUGCGAGGCCGAGCUGCACAACGGGGUGAACAGAGUGAACACGGAUCAUCAAGUUUUGGAGAACGGUGAUCAGGUCGUGCUGAGGAGGAAAACUCAGGAGCAGCCGAACAGGUUACAAAGGUCCAAGGAGGACAUCCACCUCGCGAACCUGAAGAAGAAGACGCGCAAGCGCACGCGCAAGUUCGAGAUCGACGGCGUCAUGGUCACCACGACCACUUCAAAGGUCAUAUGGGGUGAUGAGGAAAGCGGCCUGACUCUGGACGACCACGCGCUCAGGAAACAGGAGCUGAGGGAGAUCAAGAUGCUGCAGAAACAGGAGCAGAAGCAGUACCAGCACCUCAACGCCAAGGGGACGCAGCUCAGGGAGCAGCAGGACAAGAGGUUCGAGGCGGAGCAGGCGGCGCUGGCGCGCGCGCACGACGCGGACCUGGAGGCGCUGGCGCGCGCGUCGCGGGCGGGCGCCGAGCGCGCCGAGCAGCAGCUGGAGGGCGAGCUGCGCGCCUGCGCCAAGCGGCUGCGCGCCGACCACGAGCGCGACCUGCGCCACUUCCGCGACACGCUCAAGCAGGAGCUGCGGCUGCUCAAGCAGGAGGUGGAGCUGGUCGCCAAGGAGCGCCGCAAGGACGCGUACCGGCAGCGCCGCCUGCGGCUGGACGCCGAGCACGCGGAGCGCGAGCGGGCGUUCGUGGCGGGCCUGGCGGAGGCCGCGGACGCGGUGCUGCGGCGCGCGCACGAGAACCACCGCGCGCGGCAGGCGCUGGCCGACCGCCAGUACCUGCAGCAGCGGCAGCAGAUAAUGCGCACCCGCGAGGCGGCGCUCUGGGAGCUGGAGGAGAAGCAGAUCCACGAGCGCCACCAGCUCGCCAAGCGGCAGAUCAAGGAGGAGUUCCUGCUGCAGCGGCACCAGAUGCUGGUGCGGCACGACAAGGAGCUGGACCAGAUAAGGAGGAAGAACACGCGCAAGGAGGACGAGCUGGCCAAGUGCCAAGCGCUGGAGAAGCGCUCGCUGCCGAAGAGGAUCCGCGCGGAGCAGAAGGCGCGCGAGAUGAUGUUCCGCGAGUCGCUGCGGAUCUCCGCGCCCGCCGCGCACGGGGACGCCGACCGGGAGAAGCUGAAGAAGUUCCAAGAGAACGAGAAGCGGCGCUACCGAGCGGAGCAGGAGAGACUCGCCACCAAACACGCCAAAGCCAGGGAGGAGCUGAGGGCGGCCGGGGAGGCGCAACUUCGGGAGCUGGAGCAGCUGCAGAACGAGAAGCGCAAGGCGCUGACCAACCACGAGAGCAACAAGAUCAAGGCGGCCGAGGAGAGGUACUCCGUGGAGCUGCGGGAGUGGCGCGCCAAGCUCGGCAGCAGGAAGGCGGCAUUGGAAGAGGAAUUCGCGGCUCAGCUUGAGGAACAGGAGAGGCAAGCCGCCAAGGCCGCGAGGAUCCCCACGGCCAUGCCUCAACACAGCUCCGCGCUGCACUCGUCCAGGACUAGCCUGGCGUCGAGCCAUUACGACUAGCGGCUAGUCAUCGUCAUUGUAGCGUGUUCCCGCUCACAUGAUUACCAUGGAAAUGAAGAUAUCGAGAAUAAAUCAUCAGAGUAACUUGUUAUCGUCACCAUAGUUUGUUCAAGUAGUCACGUCUUGAGAUUAUGUCAUUCGAGCUUCGAGCGAUGUUGCUUUACUGCCCGGGGUCUAUUAAUAAAAUGAUUAGACUAGGUUAUAAUAUUGAGAUUAUAGCGUAUUAGGGUAGAAAAGAACAUUUUAGGACGCACUGAGAAUCUCUUUCUUUGUAGUCUGGUCAAAGUUAAAUGACUAUCAACGCAAUUAAUUCGUUUCACGAAAUCAUACAAGAUAAUGAAUGGAAAAGCGAUGGGGCGCUAGCGUCUGUAUUUUAUUGACGGUAAAGAAUUGAAGCUACGAGAUAUUUUACUCAUAUAUUUUUAUUUAGAAAUAAUGCGUUUUAAAAAAUCUGGCAAAAUGAUAUUAUCAAUGUGAAAUUGCGAUGAAUUUGUAUGUAGAUAAAAUUAUGUCAAAAAAAGAUAUGAAAUGCGAUAUUUACUUAUUGCACCUACAACAAAAGUUACUUAAAAGUCUCUAAUUCAAAAAGGUAUAUUCCCGAUAUGUAAGUACAUUAUACAAUUUAGGAAUUUAAAUGAGUGAAUAAGAAUUACUAUAUUGUAUAAUAUUGGGUGAAAUUACCAUUUUAUGGCAUAAUUUAUAAACUCCACGUUGUUUUCGCAUAACUUCCAUAAAUAACUUUUUCUUAUGUAUGAAACGUGAUGCGAAGCGGUGAUUAUACAAAAAAAUGCGCAUACUUUAAAUUAUGUCAAUAAAAAUUAUGAAACCCGAACAUCAAAUUGCUCCUCUUUAGGUGGACAGAGGUCGAACAAAACCAAUUUUUAACAUAAUUCUAAAAGUCGACUGGACGAUGUGGUAGAUUCGCUAUGAAAUUGUAGACAAAUUGAUCUGAAUGUGCAUGUUUAAUCAAAGAACAUUUGAGAUGAGUAAAAAAUGCCUUAAAACUAGCAUAUUAAUAUUAUGAUAAAAACAAAAUAUAAUUUCCAAAAGUGCCAAAUAUAACUUAUCCGUAUAUAAAGGCGUGUGAAGACAUCGAAAGUCUUCGUAUGUCAACAAUUUUUGUUAAAUUUCACUGAAGAAAUCUCCAAAUUUUCGCGCGCUUCCUACUCUCAAUGAUAUAUAAUAUACGAAAAAAGAAACUAAUUUUUUU